Cucurbitaria berberidis CBS 394.84 is the source of this 1675-nucleotide messenger RNA. RefSeq lists its product as uncharacterized. The record is from RefSeq and is a predicted model, not a curated record. Bases 57 to 1565 code for a protein of 502 amino acids. The transcript has 6 exons. NCBI's taxonomy places the organism in Eukaryota, Fungi, Ascomycota, Dothideomycetes, Pleosporales, Cucurbitariaceae.
CAAUUCCCCAGUCGCCAUUGACAAAGAAUAAUCACCGCGCGAGUCUGUCGCCCUUCAUGAAGCUCAUAAAGCUCACGAAGCUCGCGCUCGGCUUUGCGGCCACAGCGAACGCGCUCGCAGCAACGGUGAACGACUCACUCCAGGUGAUUCAACCGCCAGUCACAAGCAGUGCGGACGCUCAAUUCCACGCCUUUGGCCUUACUGUGACAGAGUACUGCGAUGGCAACGACAAGAAGGCGAAAGGGGUGUGGAAUAGCUAUGGCUUCAGCACUGAGAUCCAGCUCUCUAAGCUGGCGAUUGUAUUCAUCCAGCUAGGUCGUGGCAUCAAUCUUAACAUAGAAUGGGAUGCGGCCAACUCUUGGGUCAACUUUUACUAUGGGUCCUGCAAAUGGGGCCUAUACGAGUUCAAGUCGUGCGGGUGGUGCCGUGGGAGUGGGUGGUCUUCAGGGCCGCUCCACUGCGACACUGGCUCUGUUGGUGCCUCGAGGACCUACACAACGAACUGCAUCAUCAACAUGGACGCCCAAAACGGCGCAAAUGAAGUUGUCCAAGCUGGCACUAAGUUCAUUACUGCGCGUAAAGAGACCGACGACGUUCCGCCGACCACCACAGUCACCCAGUCCUAUGAGCCGCUCCCCACUGCCGCGCCCAUUUCACAUGCUGGGCCCAUCGGAAUCUACCCGUUUACUCUCAAGGUCACAGAAUACUGCGAAGCCAGUCAAGGCACGCCUCGAAAGGCGAAAGGAUAUUUCUGGGCCGGUAGCGGUGGCUAUAUGCAUUACUUCGGAUCGAACAGAGCCGCCAGCAUCAACUUAGGCUACGCAGGCGUCAACCUCAUAAUCGGACCAUACAGUUACUGGACUCGAACGGUGCAGUUCCAGUAUGGCGAUUGCGUGUGGAGUGAGACCAUGAUGAAGCAAUGCGGCUGGUGUAAAGAACGCGAGACGUGGCAGCCAUCAAGCCCAAUCAACUGCGCAGCAGGAAACCAGGAGCCAAGGACUCACACCCUUAACUGCAACGUCGUUGUCGACUGGGGCAAUACCGCCCAUGACGAUCCCAAGCCCAUUGCCGCGCGCGAACUUUCAACGACUAUUGCAGACGUAGAAGCCGACGCAUUGAAGCCUUCUAAGACACUCAGCGUGAUCCCCCAGAUUUCCAAGACCUCAACAACUGCCACCCCAGCAGUUGAGACGUGGAUCCUCCCCUUCCACUUCCAAGCAACUGAAUACUGCGAAGACGGCGCGAAGAAAGCCAAAGGAGUUUACAGCAAUGGCAACGUCGUUGCCGAUGUGAAUUUGCGUCCUGGUCUGCGUACCGGCAUCGAUCAUCGCGUUCCUGGCUAUCCCCCAUUCUACGUCGGUCCAUUCGACUACAACGCUUCAAAGGUCAAAUACUCGUAUACCAACGGUGUAAUUGGGUGCGAAUGGUCAGACGACGAGAAUUGGAAGCAGUGUGGAGAGUGCAGGGCUGCAAGGUGGUCAGCUUCUGAGCUGUCUUGCAAGUCAGGAGGUUCAAGGGUCAAGGAGAUGGACUGCUCGUUCAUUCUGGGUGUCGUGUCCUCCUAGUCUUCAUGAUUGAAUGUCUCACAUCGACCCGACGGGUAGUCAAGUAUGGCUUGUGAUCUGACGGUCUCGAGGCUUGUGGAAUUUGAAUGGCCGAUGGGGAUAGGAGUUAU